AUGCUCCGUUCAUACCUGCAGCUGGGCAGGCAGCGCACGCCAGCUCGUCGCCAACCAUGCGGACGAUUCCUCAAGUCGACGACAUCGUUACCGCGGUGGUCUCAGAUCCGAACGCUCGCCUCAGUAUCUAGUUCGGAGAGCUUGCCCGAGGUUGGAGACCAGCUUCAUGGUUUUACCGUCCAGGAGAAGAAGCAAGUCCCGGAACUACACCUUACGGCUGUCCGGUUAAGGCAUGACAAGACACAUGCAGAUUACCUCCAUAUCGCCAGAGAAGACAAAAACAAUGUUUUCGGCAUUGGCUUCAAGACGAACCCCCCGGAUGCCACGGGUGUGCCUCACAUUCUGGAGCAUACCACUCUUUGCGGCAGUGAAAAAUACCCCAUUCGCGAUCCGUUCUUCAAGAUGCUCCCGCGCUCCCUCUCAAACUUCAUGAACGCCUUUACCUCAUCCGACCACACGAUGUAUCCGUUUGCGACGACCAAUGCGCAGGACUUCCAGAAUCUCCUGUCGGUCUACCUGGAUGCCACCAUGCACCCUUUACUCAAAGAGGAAGACUUCAGGCAGGAAGGAUGGCGCCUUGGGCCGGAAGACCCUCGCGCGAUCCAGACCAAGGAGGGCGAUCUCAAACCGGAUGACAUUCUGUUCAAGGGUGUCGUAUACAAUGAAAUGAAGGGUCAAAUGUCAGACGCGAACUACCUGUACUGGAUUAGGUUCCAGGAGAGCAUUUUCCCUGCCAUAAACAACUCCGGAGGUGACCCUCAACAUAUCACGGACUUGACGCACAAGCAGUUGGUCGACUUCUCCAAGCAGAACUAUAACCCAAGCAACGCUAAGAUCAUGACUUACGGUGACAUGCCGUUGGCCGAUCAUCUCAAGCAGGUUGGUAAUGUCUUAGACAGUUUCUCGAAAGGAGCGGCCGAUACAUCUGUCAAGCUACCCAUUGAUCUCCGCGGUCCCGUGAACGUGACUGUCCCAGGGCCAAUCGACACUUUUGCGAGCGAAGACAAGCAGUACAAGACCUCCACUUCGUGGUACAUGGGAGAUACCACGGAUAUUGUCGAGACCUUCUCAGCCGGUAUCCUCUCGUCUCUGUUGCUCGACGGUUACGGUUCUCCCAUGUACAAAGCUCUGAUUGAAAGUGGACUGGGCUCUUCGUUCACUCCUAAUACUGGACUCGACACCUCCGGCAAAGUUCCUAUCUUCUCUAUCGGUGUUACUGGCGUGAGCGAGGAUCAAGCUCCUAGGGUGAAAGAAGAAGUCCAGCGUGUCCUUCAAGAGACACUCUCCAAGGGCUUCAACGACGAGAAGGUUCAAGGAUUUUUGCAUCAGCUGGAGCUUGCGCUCCGUCAUAAAACGACUAACUUUGGCCUUGGAGUUAUCCAAAAAACCCUCUCCUCUUGGUUCAAUGGCUCAGAUCCCAUGAAGGAGCUCGCUUGGAACGAGGUCAUCAACGGCUUCAAAAAGAGGUACGAGCAGGGCGGUUACCUAGAGUCGCUGAUGGAAAAGUACCUCAUCAAUGACAACUGCCUAACUUUUACUAUGGUCGGUACGCCUUCGUUCAACAAGGAGUUGGAUGAGAAGGAAAUGGUACGGAAGGAGAAGAAGUUCGAACAACUUAUUCAGCAGCAUGGGUCUGCUGAAAAAGCUGUGACUGAGCUUGCCAAAGCAGAGCUGCAACUGCUUGAAGUUCAAGAGAAGGCCCAGCAUGCCGACCUGAGCUGCUUGCCGUCCCUGCGGGUCGAGGAUAUCUCACGGCAAAAGGAGUACAAACCGGUUCGCGAAUCUAAAGUCGAAGGCACAGAUGUUGUAUGGCGCGAAGCCCCCACCAACGGCCUGACCUACUUCCAAGCUGUGAAUGCUUUUGCGGAUCUUCCUGACGAGCUUCGCCUGCUCCUGCCACUUUUCAACGACGCCAUCAUGCGGCUCGGAACACCAACUAGGACAAUGGAACAGUGGGAAGACUUGAUUAAGCUCAAGACGGGUGGUGUUUCGACCUCAUCUUUUCACACAUCGUCACCAACGGAGCUGGGUAAAUUCAGCGAAGGUCUCCAGUUCACCGGUUUUGCUGUGGACAAGAAUAUCCCCGACAUGCUGGAAAUACUGACAGCUCUUGUUACGGAGACCGACUUCACCAGCCCUUACGCACCAGCGAUGAUCCAGGAGCUAUUGCGGCUGUCUACCAACGGGGCGCUGGAUGCUGUUGCGGGAACCGGUCACCGAUACGCUCUAAACGCAGCAGCUGCCGGUCUCUCUCGUAGCUUCUGGGUACAAGAGCAGACCUCAGGUCUAGCACAGCUGCAAGCUACGGCGAACCUCCUGCGAGAUGCCGAGACUUCUCCCGAACGCCUAGCAGAGCUGAUUGAGAAACUUCGCCUCAUUCAGUCAUUUGCCAUCUCGAAAACAUCUGGUCUCCGAGUCCGCCUCGUCUGCGAACCGAGCAGCUCAAGCCAGAAUGAGUCUGCUCUACAAAAGUGGAUUGCUGGGCUCCCCAAGACCCCGUCGCCAUUUUUCCAGUCUCAAAGCUUCGACUCGAGCUCGGUUAUCAAUAAGGCGUUCUAUGACCUACCUUACAAGGUCUACUACUCCGGUCUGGCUUUGCCGACUGUGCCCUUCACAAAUUCCUCCAGCGCCACCCUGAGCGUCCUUUCUCAGCUCUUGACACACAACUACCUCCACCCUGAGAUCAGAGAAAAGGGAGGCGCGUAUGGUGCGGGAGCAAGCAACGGCCCAGUCAAGGGAUUCUUUGCCUUCACCAGCUACCGCGACCCGAACCCUGCCAACACCCUCAAGGUCUUCCAGAAUAGUGGUAUUUUCGCGCGAGACCGUGCCUGGUCAGAUCGUGAAAUCAAUGAGGCUAAGUUGGGUAUCUUCCAAGGCCUCGAUGCCCCUGUUAGCGUCGAUGAGGAAGGAUCCAGAUAUUUCCUGAGUGGUGUCACCCACGAGAUGGAUCAACGCUGGAGAGAACAAGUCCUAGACGUCACCGCCAAGGACGUCAAUGAGGCUGCGCAGACCUUCCUGGUCGACGGUACUCGCCGGUCCGUCUGCCUUCUCGGUGAGAAGAAGGACUGGGCGGAGUCCGAUGGCUGGGAGGUGCGCAAGCUCUCCAUCAACCCUCCUGAGGUCGCGGAUAUCCCUGCGGGUGAUGCUGCCUCGGCAUAA
Aspergillus mulundensis is the source of this 3159-nucleotide messenger RNA. It is a transcript of the gene cym1, whose product is annotated as pitrilysin family metalloprotease cym1. Gene Ontology annotation, molecular function: metal ion binding. The transcript is spliced from 2 exons. The record is from RefSeq and is a predicted model, not a curated record. Lineage: Eukaryota; Fungi; Ascomycota; Eurotiomycetes; Eurotiales; Aspergillaceae. Bases 1 to 3159 code for a protein of 1052 amino acids. Gene Ontology annotation, cellular component: mitochondrial matrix. Gene Ontology annotation, biological process: protein processing.